Molecule: messenger RNA, 252 nt
Organism: Arabis nemorensis
Lineage: Eukaryota; Viridiplantae; Streptophyta; Magnoliopsida; Brassicales; Brassicaceae
Source: the annotation of a GenBank genome assembly
AUGGACAACAACGGUGCUAAUGUCUCAGAUGGUAUCUACAGAAUUAUUCGAAGCUUCAAGAGUUUAUCUCACUUUUUCAUUCGUUACGAUGAGGAGAGAGAGGCAGAGAUGGAGAUUGGGUUUCCGACAGACGUGAAGCAUUUGAGCCACAUCGGAGUGGAUGGAACCAUGACCACUUUUGAUCUCUGUUCCACCACCACGACCUCUUCUUCAUCUUUUCCAUUCGCCGGUUUCCAUCUCACCGCCGUCUGA